CUCUCUGUCUGUCUGCGCGAUCAAAGGAUGAUUUUUUAGGCUGGACUAGGGUUUCAAACGUUCGUAGCAGCUCAAAGGACGCAGCGUUUCGGGAUCUUUACUACAUCUCCCCUCCUUCAUCUCGCCAUAUACAGUUGUCCGAUUCUCAGACUCAAAGGACGCUGCGUUUCUGUACGUAGAUCUGCCAAGCCACUCUUUGAUGAUGGGAACAUCUCCUGGGUCUCAUUUUCAGCAACAGCAGCAAGGGUCGCCAAAGAUGCUACCUCCACGACAGCAGCCACCUCGUCCUGGUGGGCUGCAGACAUCCCUAUCCCUAGUUUCACCAGAUGCCUCUGGUUCCCCCAACCUUCAAGAGCGUGGCUCAAAUUCAGACCAGGUGCGAGAAUCUCCAUCUGAAAGUGCCAGCUCAAGGGAAACUUGGCCAGCUGCUGAUGCUUUAAUAAUGGCAAAACAGUCGGAGAAAGAGAAGGAAGGAGAAAAUGGAUUUGCUGAACAUUCUGUAGUUCGUCACAUUUCUAGUUCAGAUCGAAUUUCUAUCAGAGAUGUUGCCCGGGAAAGAGUGGAUGUUAUAUGUGAAAGAAUGCAACAUCUUCCUGAUGAGUUUCUUGAGAAGCUUAAGGGAGAGCUUCGCGGUAUGCUUGAGGGUACAGGUGGUUCUAUCCACAAAGAGGAGUUCUCUUUCCUGCAGAAGUUAGUUCAGAGCAGGAUGGAUUUGACAGACAAAACAUUGGUGAAGGCACACAGGGCACAACUGGAAAUCCUGGUUUCCAUAAAGUCAGGCAUUCAGGCAUUUCUGCACCCCAGUGUUAGUCUCUCUCAGGCUUCUCUUAUUGAGGUAUUUCUGUACAAAAGGUGUAGAAACAUUGCAUGCGGAAGCCCACUGCCGGCAGAGGACUGUAGUUGUGAAGCCUGCAGUACGAAAAACGGAUUCUGCAAUCUGUGCAUGUGCGUGGUGUGUAACAAGUUUGAUUUUGAGGUGAACACUUGUCGAUGGAUAGGUUGUGAUUUAUGCUCUCAUUGGACUCACACGGACUGCGCCAUUCGUACUGGACUGAUUGGGAUGGGAGCUAGUAGUGGUAAGAUUGGUUCUGUGGUUCCUUGUGAUAUGCUUUUCAAGUGUCGGGCUUGCAGUAGGACAUCUGAGUUGCUAGGUUGGGUGAAAGAUGUAUUUACUCAUUGUGCACCAACCUGGGAUCGUGAAGCUAUGAUAAGAGAGCUAGAGUAUGUUAGUAAGAUCUUCCAUUGGAGUGAGGAUUCAAGAGGGAGAAAGUUAUUCUGGAAGUGCGAGGAACUGAUGGAAAAAUUGAAAGGCGGGGUGGCAGAGCAAACGGUUUGGAAAGUGAUAUCACAAUUCUUUCAAGAGGUUGAAGAUGAGCCGUCCUCAAAGAAGAAGAAGAAGAAUCCUGACAAGGAAGAGGAGGAGGUGGAGGAGGAAGAAGAAGGUGGUGGAGGAGGAGGAAGAUUGAUAGCCCCACAAGAAGCUUUUAAUAGGAUUGCUGACGUGGUACAAGAAGCAAUAAAAAAGAUGGAAAUGGUGGCGAAUGAGAAGAUGAGAAUGGUUAAGAAAGCAAGGAUAGCUGUGGAUGGCUGUGAGGAGGAGCUGAAGGAGAAGGCAAGAGAGGUUGCAACAUUGAAAAUGGAGAGACAGAAAAAGAAGCAACAGAUAGAAGAGUUGGAGAGUAUAGUGAGGCUGAAACAAGCUGAGGCAGAUAUGUUUGAUGUGAAAGCGAGCGAGGCUAGGCGGGAAGCAGAGAGACUCCAAAGAAUUGUGGUUGCAAAGGCAACUACAGAGAAAGCGUCAUCGGAAGAGGAUUAUGCGAGCAGAUACCUUAAGCUUCGAUUGAGCGAGGCUGAAGCGGAGAAGCAGUAUUUAUUUGAGAAGAUAAAGCUACAACAACAGGAGAGCGCAAGGACGAUGGCCGUAGGAGGAAAUGAACAGCAGCAGCAGCAACACAAUCAUCAUCAUCCUUCUUCUUCUUCCACUACAUCAUCUUCACAGCAGCAGCAGCAGCAGAUGCUAAUGUUCUGCAAGAUGCAAGAUAUGCUCAAGAACAUCUACAGUGUUCCCUCCUCCAAGGGGCAGGGAAGCGACAAGCAGCAAAAUGACUUCAUUCCAUGAGUGAGUCUUUCAGUCAAGUCAGAGUCGUCAUCUUAGCCUUAUAUUAUAUAAUAUCUUUUUAAUUGGCCCCCCUCCCCUCCCCUCCCCUCCCUUCCCCUCCAAGACUACAGACUAUUACUCUAGUGUUCAUCAACUAUUUUGACUGUGUAUUUGGUUUGAAAAAAUGGUGCAACUUAUAUUAAAAACUGCUGCUGCUGCUAUGUUAUGUAAAUACGUUGGUAGUAAUGCCUGUUCUUAUGGUGUGGUUGAAUUUCUCUCUUCUCCAGUCCCAGUAAGAGGAAUGAAUAGCUGAUUGU
Messenger RNA from Impatiens glandulifera, 2415 nucleotides. RefSeq names its product OBERON-like protein. The transcript is spliced from 3 exons. Lineage: Eukaryota; Viridiplantae; Streptophyta; Magnoliopsida; Ericales; Balsaminaceae. Gene Ontology annotation, cellular component: nucleus. The coding region runs from base 200 to 2119 and encodes 639 amino acids. The record is from RefSeq and is a predicted model, not a curated record.